AUCGAUUAAAGGAUUAAUUGUGCAUAAAAUGCAGAAAGCAUCUAAAUGUACCCACAGGACGUGUGAGCACUGCAAAAACCAACCAAAUCCCCCGACAUAUUCAGAAGAUGAAUACGACUUCUUGGCGAAAGUUGUUCUGAUUGGCGACAGCGGUGUUGGUAAGAGUAAUCUUUUGUCAAGAUACACCAGAAAUGAGUUCAGUCUAGAGAGCAAGACUACGAUUGGAGUAGAAUUCGCCACCAGGAGUGUACACAUUAAUGGUCAAACGCUGAAAGCACAGAUCUGGGACACCGCGGGGCAGGACAGAUACAGAGCCAUUACUAACGCAUACUACAGAAAAGCUGUCGGCGUCGUGAUGGUUUACGAUAUUGCAAAACGGGUGACAUUUGAUAAUUUAGAUAAAUGGCUGAAGGAAGUGCGUGACUUUACCGAUGAUGACGUCAUUUUAAUGUUGGUAGGAAAUAAAACGGAUUUACGUCAUUUGCGUGCUGUGUCGUCACAUGAAGGUCAGCAGUAUGCAGAGAAAAAUAGAAUGUCUUUUAUCGAGACAUCGGCUUUAGACACUACACACGUGGAGACCGCAUUCCAGACAAUUUUAUCAGAAAUCUACUCCCUGGUUUCCCAAAAAGGCAUAAAGGACGAUACAGGUGGUUUCACACUCACCAGUGAGCUACAGUCGUAUGACGUCACAGAGACUGAAAACGAGAAGGACGGAAAGAGAAAGUGUUGUACUAUCAUGUGACACACUGUUUGUUACCCUGUAACAUACAGCAGUUAUCACGUGACAUGGAGUACAUUGUCAUGUGACAUAAGGCAUGUCAUCACGUGACCGGCAUUACAAUGACCACCAUUUGUUUUCAUUUCACAUGCUGACUUGUGUGCGUCCAAGAUCACAGUGGCUACUUAAAGAAAUACUAAUAUCAAAUCCAGCAUAUCUGUAGCAAGCUUUGAAUUUACCUCUUACCAUGAAAUGUAUUUUCUCUGCAUAUCUUAAAAAUCAAUUUCUGCUUUACUCCUUCUAAAUUAAUGUUAACAUCAUAUUUGUGUGUGAUCUCUCUUUAUUUGUGCGUAAGCUCGCCCAAGACCCACCAUAUAUUCUUGUAUAAGUUCAUAUCCAUGACAAUCCUAAAAGCUGCCUUGUAUUUAAUAAUAAGUUAUAUUUUAUAUGUUCUUGAUGUGUACUGACUUAAAUCAUGAAUCCUUAAACAGUAAGAGCUUUGUUUGCUGCUUCUGAAAAUUCCGCAUUGCUUUUAAAUCUUGACAUGCAUUUCCAUUUACAAAUAACUAUUUUCCAUCUUUUAAUUAACCUUCGUUCAAUCCGACACACUGUUUAUUCCUGCAUUUGUGUCAAUGUGCCUUAUGGAUUAGACAGGUUUCACUAGACUUUCCCUUUCUGAUAGGCUUAAAUGAAUGAUUGGCACAGAUAUGUUUUACAACAUUGCUUUAUUUGUUAGCUUUUCAGUGUGUGAGCGAUAAACUGCAUGACUGUGUUCAUUGAAAAUAUGUAAACAUUUUUUUUUAUAGAUAAUGUUUAGUUCUAAAUGAAGAAAUUCCAAGAGUGAAUUGCUGAUAGAGCAAAAAAUAAGAUAUGUAUUCUUGAGGAAAGAGAAAAAUCAGUAUCAUAAUGCUUAUUAUGUAUUUUUAUUGCUUACAAAUUAAUGUACGUUAUAUGUUAUAAUGUUAUGCAAAUAAAAAAAAUCCGGUGUUAAA
This is a messenger RNA of Saccostrea cuccullata (small rock oyster), 1710 nucleotides long. RefSeq lists its product as uncharacterized. Gene Ontology annotation, cellular component: Golgi apparatus; recycling endosome. NCBI's taxonomy places the organism in Eukaryota, Metazoa, Mollusca, Bivalvia, Ostreida, Ostreidae. Bases 29 to 742 code for a protein of 237 amino acids. Gene Ontology annotation, biological process: exocytosis. The record is from RefSeq and is a predicted model, not a curated record. The transcript is spliced from 6 exons. Gene Ontology annotation, molecular function: GTP binding; GTPase activity.